AAAGGUGAGAGGCUGUCAUAAUCAUAGUAUCUCUCCUCCUCCUCUCAAAAGGGAAUUAACCUUUUGACUUCCCUCAGUUCUCUCAUCUCUUCAAUAAGUAAUGUCCAAGCCCUUUAUCAGAAUUUCCAGAGUCAAAGAUAUAUCCCCUUCUCCAAGGAUCUCUCAGAGAGACAAUAAUUAUAAAACAGCAAUUAUAAAGCAAUAUACAAGGAUAGUAAAGGAGAAAGAGAAUGGGAGCCUCAAGGAAAAGCUCAUAACCCAGCUUGGCUUCCCAGAGGUGAUACCGAAGGGGAAAUCACUGGAGAAAUAUGAAUUCACCAGGUAAAGGAGAAGUGUGUGCAGGCAGAUAAAACAACAUAAGGAGUAAUACAGAGACUGAGAAAAUAUCCCAUGCAAGAAGCUUCAGAAUAUGUUUGGGGGCUGAAAGGUAAAGCCUGAAACACAAAGUGACAGGAAAUAAGGUUGGAGAGACUGACAGAGAGAAAAUCCUGAUGUCAGCGGAUCCAGGUCAUCAGAUGCAAAGCAGCCAUACUCUGGAAGCCUGGUGCACCAUUUUCUAUUGAAGAGGUAGAAGUGGCCCCACCAAAGGCAAAGGAAGUUCGCAUAAAGGUUGUGGCCACCGGACUGUGUGGUACAGAGAUGAAAGUGUUGGGGAGUAAACACUUGGACCUCUUGUAUCCCACCAUCUUGGGCCAUGAAGGGGCUGGAAUCGUUGAGAGUAUUGGAGAAGGAGUAAGCACAGUGAAACCAGGUGACAAAGUUAUCACACUGUUUCUGCCACAGUGUGGAGAAUGUACCUCUUGCCUGAAUUCUGAGGGCAAUUUUUGUAUACAAUUCAAACAGUCAAAAACCCAACUGAUGUCUGAUGGUACCAGCAGGUUUACCUGCAAGGGAAAAUCAAUAUAUCACUUUGGUAAUACCAGCACCUUCUGUGAAUACACAGUGAUAAAGGAAAUCUCAGUUGCCAAGAUUGAUGCAGUCGCUCCUCUAGAGAAAGUAUGCCUAAUUAGCUGUGGCUUUUCCACUAGGUUUGGUGCUGCAAUCAAUACUGCCAAGGUGACUCCAGGUUCUACCUGUGCUGUGUUUGGCCUGGGAGGAGUCGGCUUGUCUGUUGUCAUGGGUUGUAAAGCAGCAGGAGCAGCCAGGAUCAUUGGAGUGGAUGUCAACAAGGAGAAAUUUAAGAAGGCACAGGAAUUGGGUGCUACUGAGUGCCUCAACCCUCAGGACUUAAAGAAACCCAUUCAAGAAGUUUUAUUUGAUAUGACAGAUGCUGGUAUAGACUUCUGCUUUGAGGCCAUUGGAAAUCUGGACGUUCUGGCAGCUGCCCUCGCCUCCUGCAAUGAGAGCUAUGGGGUCUGUGUGGUUGUUGGGGUGUUGCCUGCCAGUGUUCAACUCAAAAUCAGUGGCCAGUUGUUCUUCUCAGGACGUUCUUUGAAGGGUUCUGUUUUUGGAGGCUGGAAGAGCAGACAGCACAUCCCUAAACUGGUUGCUGAUUAUAUGGCAGAGAAGUUGAAUCUAGAUCCACUAAUUACUCAUACUCUGAAUCUUGAUAAAAUCAAUGAAGCAGUUGAAUUAAUGAAAACUGGAAAAUGUAUCCGCUGUAUCCUGUUACUUUAAGUACAAUGUAAUACAUGCAAGACCCAAAGGAUAUUUCACCAACUCAAUGGCAUUUGAUGUAAUUUUCAUGAUUUAGAAGAAUUAUUCACGCAAUCCCAUUUCUAUAUUCUGACUUCUGAUUCACUCCGCAGUGGACCUAUAUCUGGCUUCUGACCUAACCAUUUCAUCAAAAUUGUUCUUACGUAACCCAGUGUCACCAAGGAUCAGCCUCCUUUUCAGAGCUAGAUUAAGGUUGGCUUGAAUCACCCAACUCCACAUCCUUCAGACAUAAAAGGUCAAUGCAAGAUGCUCCCAUUUUCAUAGUUCCUCUACCUGUGGACCUUUAUAUUCUUGUACACUAUGUCUCUCUCACAGGCCUAGACAUGAAACUCUGCCAUUUUACUCUAAAGAAACAAAACUCCGCAUUAAUGAGUUUAUUGAAGAUUCAGGUUAACCUGAAUCAAGUUAACCCAGUCUCAAAUGCUCACUUAUCCUAUCUCCUUGGCACAAAUCUCUCCUCUCCUGGAUUGCCAAAGAAAAUUCAAAUUAUUCUUCAAUUGGUCAGGAUGAUUUGACUAUCAGCAGUUCAUAGUACCCAUCUUCAUAACUAAGCCACCUAGGGAUCCAGCAGAAAAAAAAGGGGUGAGGGGAGUCAUCAUACAGGAGGUGGAUCAUUUACCAGGAUCCACACUUCCUACAAAGCGGUUGUAAUAUUAAAUAACAAAACUGUUUUUUAUUCCAAUCUUCACAUAAAACAGGAAUAAUUGUAUACUUUCUUACUAAUGUGUCCCAUGGAGUUUUUCCUCCAAGAAGUGGCUUAGGGGAAAAUGAGCCCCAGUAAUGCUUUGUGGCAUCCAAUCCUUCUACCCCGACCCUUUGACUUUCUGUCCCAGCCCCUCUUAGUUCUCCUAGAAUUAGGACUAAGGUUAAGUGCCCUCUUGGGAUAUGACUUCCUUCCCUUCCUCUUGAUACAAAAAGAGCCUAUUACCAACCCUCAUACACACAAGAGUUCCCUUCCUAGUUGCAGACUCUUCUGCUCCAGCUGGACUCCCCUAGCUCUGGACUCCCACUAGAUCACACAGGGGUCCCUGCAUGUCAGUAAACUUUGGCUGACCUUGGGAGACCAAAAAAUGGAAUAUCAUUUUUUGAUCUAAACAAAAUAGUUUCCUGAUUUAACACUGGCCAGGAAGGUGGGCUGCACCCUCAGUCUCUCUCUCCCAUCAUGGUUUUCACAUGAUAUCAAAGGACUCUCAUAACAGUCUGAUUCUUAUGAGUUGGGCAUCCUGUGUUUCCCUUUAGGGGCCUGCUUCCUUCAAAUAGAGGAGAUGGGUGCUAUGAAAUCUAUUCACUCUGGACUUGGGAUGGCUCUUCUCCAUCUUCCCAAGUCUGAGCUGGAGCCUCCAUGCCCAACUCUGCUCUGCUCUUCUAUUUCCUGACAGCAGCUAAAGCAUGUUCCUGUUCUGCCCCCAAAUUGACCUUACUAACAGUGAGAACUUGGAGGAGUCUUCGGGUCUUGGGAAAUCCAAGUUUUCCUGGAAACAUUUUGUUGUAAACAGUGUCCACACUCUUUGCUCCAAUAAAGCUCGGUUCCUUAAGCCAC
This is a messenger RNA of Pan troglodytes (chimpanzee), 3196 nucleotides long. RefSeq names its product alcohol dehydrogenase 6 (class V) (gene ADH6). Gene Ontology annotation, molecular function: zinc ion binding; all-trans-retinol dehydrogenase (NAD+) activity. Gene Ontology annotation, cellular component: cytosol. Bases 640 to 1617 code for a protein of 325 amino acids. The transcript is spliced from 9 exons. The record is from RefSeq and is a predicted model, not a curated record. Gene Ontology annotation, biological process: retinoic acid metabolic process; retinol metabolic process. Lineage: Eukaryota; Metazoa; Chordata; Mammalia; Primates; Hominidae.